Messenger RNA from Hyphopichia burtonii NRRL Y-1933, 1965 nucleotides. RefSeq lists its product as uncharacterized. The record is from RefSeq and is a predicted model, not a curated record. Lineage: Eukaryota; Fungi; Ascomycota; Pichiomycetes; Serinales; Debaryomycetaceae. Gene Ontology annotation, cellular component: cytoplasm. Bases 298 to 1746 code for a protein of 482 amino acids. The transcript has a single exon.
AAAUGGAUGUAGGUACGGGUGUGGGUGUGGGUACGGGUGUGGGUGCCGGGAAAGCGGGGAUAGCAAGGGUUCAAUGCUAAUGGUACCAUCUGAGACAUAUCUAAAAGCAAUAGCUUAAUGAUGUUUGCACUUAAAAACGAUGAUCAAAUAAUAACCCAAUUUUUAUUGUCUAUUAUUUCCCCUUUAUUGCUGGACCCCUCUAAAUUAGUUUUUCUUAAAAAUCACCAGUUUUCGUUAAAUAUAUAUCCCCUGACUAGCUUCAUGAGUCACUAGUUUUUCUUACUCGUUUAAUAAAAAAUGAAUUCAAAUUAUCAAAUGAAUCAGUUUAAUCUAUUUGGUAAGAGUCCCUCGCCUCACCAGUAUCUCGAAGAACGAAGAUAUCUGAAUAGUAUUUGGUCUCAACCGAAUACUCAGCCCAAUUCCCGAUCGAAUUCCGAUUCUAAUCAGUUAAUUUGGAAUACUCCCAAUUACAAUCGCAAAUCUUUAGGUGGUGUGAGUUCCUCGCCGCAAUUUUCUCCCCAACUUAAUGAAGUGAAUCCAUUUGAUAAUCCAAAUUUAACCAAAUUUGAGUUAAAUUUAAGAAGACAUUCUUACGGAGAUGUUUAUAAUCGACAGUAUUCGAUUUCAAAUGAAGUCAAACAACCAAAAGUUCCUUCAUUUUUACCCGAUUACAGCUAUACAUUAGAAUCGAUUAAUGAAUAUUUUGAAAUGGAUUUUCAUGAACGGGUUAAAGUUAGUUUAAAUUUUUUGGAAGAACGAUUUUUCAAUGAAGAAAAAUAUUUGGGAGAUUCGUACCAAUUACCAAGAUUUCCAGUGGAGAAUCUGUUGAGAAACUACCAAUUAGUUCUUGUGGGUUUCAAAGCGGGAAGAAUUGAUGUUUUUUAUUUACCUUCCAAUAAUGAAGAGUUGCAAAAUAUCAAACUUGGCGACUUGGUGAUUGUGGAGGCGGAUCGCGGUCGCGAUAUUGGUAAAGUUUUCAAAUUGAAUAUUUCAAUUGAUGAAGCUAGAUUAAUGAAGUUAUUGCAAUUUCAAGAACAACAAGCUGCCUUGAAUGAAUUUAAUGGUGGUGGGAUGAAUGAAUUAUCAAUCACUAAAAGUGAAUCAAAUAAUUUGCCCCCAACUUUACAUUUCCCUAAAUCCAUCUUGCAACUAGCCCAACCAAAUGAAAUCAUUCAAAUUUUAAAUAAAAAACAGGAUGAAGAAAAAGCUUGUAGAUUAUGUUUAGCUAAAAUAGCUAACAAUUUAUCCAAUGGUUCAAACGAAUUAAAACAAAUGAAAUUAAUCGAUGCUGAAUAUCAAUUUGAUCGUAAAAAAUUGAUUUUUUAUUAUUCCACUAAUCAUAGAAUUGAUUUUAGAGACUUAGUAAGAGAAUUAUUUAGAAUUUAUAAAACUAGAAUUUGGAUGUGUGCUGUUACGGGGAUCCCCUAUAUCUCAAAUCAAAAAAUUCACUACAACAAUCCUUUUGCUAUUCAAUCAGCUCACCAAUCAGGUCCCCAGUCGGCACCAAAUCCAGUUCAAAAGCCAAUUCAGCCAAUUCAGCCAAUUCAGCCAAUUCAGCCAAUUCAACAAAUUCAGCCAAUUCAACAAAUUCAGCCAAUCCAACAAUUACAAUCGGUUCCCCAAUCGGCUCCAAACUUCCAACCCUGGUCCGCUACACCUAGACAGCUAAUUGACAACCAGGACGAAAAGGACUCGCCCGGCGAGUCCUACAUGCUAAAGUCUUUGGUUGAUUCAAUUAACUUUUAAUGAUUAAUGAUGGGUAUAUAGGUUAUUUAUAUAGGAAUAGAUGUUUACUUCACCUCCGUACCUUUUGACUCGGUUCUCCGUUUCCGGGCCGGAUUUCUCAAUCCGUAAACCAUUCUGUAAACCAGAUUACAAUAUUCAUACAAUAUUCAUACAAUAUUCAUACAAUAUUCAAUACGUUCAAUACAAUCUAAGCCAAUCGAUACAAUCUAUACCCAUUGC